Molecule: messenger RNA, 1343 nt
Organism: Venturia canescens
Lineage: Eukaryota; Metazoa; Arthropoda; Insecta; Hymenoptera; Ichneumonidae
Product: peptidyl-prolyl cis-trans isomerase NIMA-interacting 1-like
Exons: 3
Coding region: 219-707 (162 amino acids)
Cellular component (GO): nucleus; cytosol
Molecular function (GO): protein binding; peptidyl-prolyl cis-trans isomerase activity
Source: RefSeq, a predicted model, not a curated record
CGGUACGAAAACAGCGCCUUUCGGAAGACUCAUAAAAAAUCUCGUACCGUAAAAUUGUCUGCUUGUCUAUAUCCUUUGCAUUAUUACGUUUCGUUACGAUUUUCUUCGGUCCAUGACCAUUCGUCUGAUCGGCAAUUCAGGAGUAAUAAAUUGAUAUAUUUAUUUAAGGACUCUUAAUUCUUUUAAAUACUUGAAUAUUUCGGAGCAGCACUGCAAACAUGGCGGAUGAAGAAUUACCAUCGGGGUGGGAAAAACGUCUAAGCAGAUCUACCGGUCAACAUUAUUAUUUAAACGUAUAUACAAAAGAAAGCCAAUGGGAGGUACCAGACAAGCCAGCUGAUCCAUCCGGUAAUGUCAAACAAGACGGUCCUGAUGAAGUUCGGUGUCGUCAUCUGCUUGUCAAACAUGCUGGAUCAAGACGACCUUCUUCUCGACGAGAAGAGAAAAUCACACGAUCUAAGGAAGAAGCACUCGACCUUGUUAAAUCUUACAGAGAACAAAUAGUCUCAGGGAAAGCAAAAUUUUCUGAUUUGGCUGCAAAGUACAGCGAUUGCAGUUCAGCGAUAAGAGGUGGAGAUCUUGGGCCGUUUACUCGCGGCGCCAUGCAGAAGCCCUUCGAAGAGGCUGCGUUUGCAUUGAAAGUUGGUGAUCUAUCGUUUCCAGUGAUAACUGACAGCGGAAUUCAUAUAAUUCAGCGAACGGCUUGAAUGCGUCCGAAGCAAAGUGUAAACCGCGCGUUUGGAAAAAAAAAAGACAAUUCGAUAUUAGUCCGGCAACGGUCAGUCUCCUCAAUUCAAAUUUGUGUAUCGUUGAUUGUUAAAUUUGUUUCAAACAUUUGAUAUCUUGCUCGUCCAGUGUGUACUUAGGAACUUUAAUUAACGAAAGUAAAAAGCAGUGUUAUUACAGCAAGUCCUGUUCACGAACAUUUUUGCAUUUAUUAGAUGAAUUUUUUGAAUGACUUUUCGCGUUCCACUCGAUAACCAAUUAUGUGUACGUUGUCAUUAGACUCGCGAUGAAACCUGCUAUGAUAAUGAAAGGAAAAUGUUGACGGAGCUGGGAGGAACUCUUAACACUCCCGUCGAAGUUCAGUCUCAGCGGGGUUAUCAGCGCUUCCAAAUGCUAUGGAAUUCUUUUCACUCCAAGUUUAAACUCAUAGACUUUUAUUUUCUUGCCGCAUUAGGCCAAUCCGCAUAAUUAUUGUAACUGUAUGAGCGAAUAUUCUUAAGUAGGAACGGGGUAUACGAAUCUCUAAUGCCCAAAACGAUGUUUUAAUACCAUGCGUGCGGAGUUUUCGACGAUUAUAUAUCGAUCGUGAAUAAAAUGGGUUAACCCUCUUUAACUGA